AAGCAGGAAGGGAAGAGAAUCCGGGUGGUAAUUUUGCUUCACUUCCCAAACGACGUGGUAUCAGUUGAAAACUCGCUUCUCCUUUUUAUAUUCAUCGACACGUCAACAAGUUUCCGGCGGCCGCCACAGACCACCGUCUCACUCCCCGAAACUCCGAUUAGUUCUCCUCAUUUUCAGUUUGUUUCAGGUGCGGCAAAAAAGAUAGUAUAUGGCUGCUACUACUACUACCAGUAGUAAGGUUCGGACAAGUAGUUUCUCGCGAAACUUUUCUGCACCACCGGCAUCUUCCGUUCCUGGACUUAAAUAUGGACCAAAUGGCACCAUCUUUCUUUCCUCCGGCAUACCUGAUCUUGACAAGAUAUUAGGUGGAGGAUUCCAUUUAGGAAGUCUGGUGAUGAUCAUGGAAGACACUGAAGCACCUCACCAUAUGCUUUUGCUUAGGACAUUCAUGUCUCAGGGACUCGUACACAACCAACCUGUUCUUUAUGCAAGCCCUUCCCAAAACCCUCGAGCUUUUCUCGGAACCUUGCCAUCUACUUUAGUGUCCAAAGAUGAAAAAUCACGUAACACUGAUGCAGAGAAGAAGGAUUUACGUAUUGCUUGGCAAUACAAAAAGUACCUUGGAGAGAACAAGCCACACAUCGAGGAGCGAGAUGGAAAAGUAGAGUAUUGCAACGAUUUCGAUCUAAGGAAGCCCAUAGAAAAACAUUUGAUAAUGGGAAACCAUGCGGAAUGUGUUAGCCUUUUGGAUAGUUCAAGUCUUACUGGAUUCCGUGAUACUUGUUCAAAGUUUUUGUCUCAACUUCCAAGGUAUGAUGGGAAUAUUACAAGUGCAGGACGAAUUGCCAUCCAAUCAUUCUGUGCUCCACAGUGUGAGUACUAUGAUAAGGAAUGGGACAUGCUUUCCUUCAUUAGAUCAUUGAAAAGCAUGGUACGGUCCUCCAAUGCAGUUGCGUUUCUAACGUUUCCAGCUUCUCUUGUGUCACCAUCAGUGUCAAAAAGAUGGCAACAUUUGGCUGAUACAUUAUUGUCUGUCAAAGCGAUUCCAGAUGAGGAUAAGGAGCUCGCUAGUCUCCUAACGGGUUACCAAGAUAUGCUUGGCCUUCUGAGUAUACAUAAGGUUGCACGUUUCAACACACAGGUUCCGGUGAUUCUAGAUGCAACAACAUAUUCAAUAAAGUUACAAAAACGAAGGUCGUUGGUUUUAGAAUGUCUAAAUCAAGCACCUGUUGAUGGGUCAAGUGGGAGUUCUUAUGGCAAUACAUCUGGUAGUUGUUCUGGCUCUUCGAAGACUGGUGCCCUCGAUUUUUGAUUUACAACCCAUAUGCGUAGCACAGCUUUAGUCAGUAAGUAACACAACCUUUCAGAUUAGCACACAGUAGUCGUCUCAUCCAUCAGUGCCAUGUCUUUAAAUAUCAACUCAUGGCAUGUAAACUUAGAGGCUUUCAAUAUGGUGUCGGACUGACAGUUUUUUAUGUUGCUUUUUUCGUUUCACCCACUUUUUAUUUUUAUUUUAAAGAGAGAGAGGUAAGGUUAUAGUUGUCAUAUUCAUAGAAUUCAACAUAGCUCAUAUAUCAGAUGGAUUAUGUAUUCCUAUAUAUAUCAACGAAAUCGGUUAAAUCU
Messenger RNA from Erigeron canadensis, 1623 nucleotides. Its product is annotated as elongator complex protein 4. The record is from RefSeq and is a predicted model, not a curated record. Bases 209 to 1312 code for a protein of 367 amino acids. Gene Ontology annotation, cellular component: cytoplasm; transcription elongation factor complex; elongator holoenzyme complex. Gene Ontology annotation, biological process: tRNA wobble uridine modification. The transcript has 9 exons. Lineage: Eukaryota; Viridiplantae; Streptophyta; Magnoliopsida; Asterales; Asteraceae.